Ostertagia ostertagi is the source of this 546-nucleotide messenger RNA. NCBI's taxonomy places the organism in Eukaryota, Metazoa, Nematoda, Chromadorea, Rhabditida, Trichostrongylidae. The record is from the annotation of a GenBank genome assembly.
AUGAUCCCCGGCGACGCGCACAGACAGACUCUCCCGAUACGCUUCCCAAUGGAUCCUGUGCAAAACGCUACCGAAGCACAAGAAAGACCCUCAGUGGACGAGGAUGGCUCCCAAGAUCAUUUCAGAAUCAACGGGCGUGCAGUCGGCAUAAUAUCGGCGUGUUCAAGUAUCUCUACAAUGUGUGUACAAGGGCCCGAAUCGUGCUCGGAUCAACAUCGAAGGAAACCAAUGGUAACAAAUAACGAAUAUCGACGAAAUCAAGCAGCACUUAAAUACUCGCAAUGUGUGUGCCCCUGCAUGCUUUGCUGUGCACCUAGGCACUUCCAAAUGGUUUCAUUUGCGCAAAGACGGGAGCGACAAUACAUUGAUCAUGCACGCCAGUCAUUUCCAACUCUUACGGCAUACUUCGAGCUUAACAGGCCUAUACCCGUAUUGGUGGCAACGUACGCCACAACAGUGCGACGAUCCACAGGGAGCUUUACCAGUACCAAUUGCCUGAGCAUUUCACUUUCAAAAAACGUGGAUGGAAAGCGAGGAUACGAUUAG